AUGGAGAACCUAAUAGAGAAACUAAUCACUCUCAAAACCUGCGACGACGUCGUUUUCGAAAUCGAACCACCAUUGGUAAAGAACAUGAAGGCUUUGCAUCCUCUCGUUGAUGAAGACGGCGUUAAACUCUCCGUCAUUCCUCUUCCCAAUGUUUCCAGCAACCACAUGACGAUGAUCAUGGAAUACCAUCGUCUCUCUGACGACGGUAAAGUCAAGGAAUUCUCCGUCGAGAAACUGGAUAACGAAGAGUUGAAGGAUUUUCUUCUCGCAGUGCAUUAUCUGAACAUGGAAGCGCUUUUCGAGUUUCUUACUCAGGCGGUUGCUGAUCGGAUCGAGAAUAGGAGCGUUCGUUACGUCCGGGAGUAUUUUGGGAUCGAGAACGAUUUCACGCCGGAGGAAGAGGCGGCUGUCCGUGAGAAGAAUGCCUGGAGUUUUAUUGGCAAGGACAUUGAACCCGAGGAGUGA
Molecule: messenger RNA, 465 nt
Organism: Vicia faba (fava bean)
Lineage: Eukaryota; Viridiplantae; Streptophyta; Magnoliopsida; Fabales; Fabaceae
Source: the annotation of a GenBank genome assembly